UGACAUACACAAAAGAAGAAGAUAACACGGAAGUCGAAUUAGAGGGAGGUCUGUUUUUAUUUUGCAAUAUGCUCGUUCCUUGUGUGUAUUUUAGACGCAGCUAACUGAAUACCUAACUUUCAGUCCACUGAAAAUGGCUAAAUUACAGUCUUUGGGUGUGUUUGUUAAUACGCGUUUAACAGUGGCUACCGUAGAGAUUAUGGGGGCAGUAGAGAAAGUGGUAGCGGAGUACCAGGAGGAGAUUUCCCGAUCUAAAGUGGAGAAUGACCGGCUACGCAGACUGCUGCGGAUCAGACCGGAGAUGAAACGAUGUAGAUUAGACUCCCUCCAGUUCUCGCUUACCGUCUCUGAGGAGGAGGUUAACCCUGUGCAGCAGCAAUGUGACCAGGAGGAAUGGAACUCCAGUCUGGGGACGGAUGACCCCGAGCCCAUGCAGAUUAAAGAGGAAAAUGCGGAAGUCGGGACCACUCAGGUGGCAGGGCAGCUUCAAGGGCUGGAGCCUGACAUUGUAGAGUUCAUGUUCACUCCUUCCUGUGUGAAAAGUGAUUGUGAUCAGGACGACCUACUUCAGUCCUUGACUCUUUCCCAAACCACGACUGUGGAGAACAGAGAGAGUGACUCUAAAAAAUUGGAUCUCAAACCUUUUGGCACAGUGACCCACCUCGACAAUCCUUAUGACCCUCGAGAUAAUCAAGACAAUGUCUCCAGCCACAGCUCAGCUGCAAGCAGUGAUCUAGUAGGAUUUGACAUAAGCCCACCAUUGGAUCCCAACCCACCAUUGAGGAAACCCAGCACCACAUCUAAAACACAUGACUGUGGGAAAAUAUUAAAUUGCAAGGGGACUCUGAACAGGCAUAUGCAGACCUCCACAGGAGAAAAAACAUUUAGCUGUAAUAACUGCAGGAAAAGCUUCAGUCGCAAGGAUACCCUUAACAUGCAUAUACGGACUCACACAGGAGAGAAACCAUUUGUCUGUGGUGAUUGCGGGAAAAGCUUCAGACAGAAGGCUACCCUUAACAGGCAUAUACGGACUCACACAGGAGAAAAACCAUUUAGCUGUGGUGCCUGCGGGAAAAGCUUCAACCAUAAGGGAAACCUAACUGUUCAUUUACUGACUCACACAGGAGAGACACCUUUUACCUGUGGGGACUGCGGGAAAAGCUUCAGACAGAAAUAUAGCCUUAAAAAGCAUACAUCGACUCACAUAGGAGAGACAUUUAACUGUGCUCACUGCGGGAUAAGCUUCAGACACAAAGUGAACCUGGAUAGUCAUAUACUUGCUGUCCACAAAUAAACAAAACAGAAUGAAAACAAAAAGAAGAAAAUGUAACAGAUCUGGCAGGAGUCGGUAAUACAAAUGCAGGAUAUGGACAUCACUUUUAGGAAAGCAAAUAAAUUCUAGAUCACUCAUGUUGUAGGUUUAAGGUAUUUACUUUUGUAAAAUGUUCUAUGUAAAUAAAAUGUUAUUCGAAUUACGAUAUUAUGAUCAAACAGUUAAAAAGGGCAAUGGAAACACUUUAGGAAGUAAAUCUAAGCAAAGAUAUGUAAUUAAUCAACUAAUAUAUUGCAAUACUUUAACAUAAAAACAUCUCUGUAUUUAGUAUUUUGAUCUUCGAGGUUAAUUUGAGCUAUGGUCGGCGCCAUUUUUAAUUGCCAUAGUAAUGACUGACGCCAGUGCGUCACUGGCAGGAAUCAGUAAAUUGUCUGGUAUUGAAUUUUCGCGCGGAGAGUGAAUCGAAGAGUACAAGGACAUGAUGACAACAACAAUGAGUAAUUCAGACAUGAACUGUAUAGCGCUAGGCUGUACGAAUUGGCUCCAAUUAAAAAAAAAUAUCGGGUAGGUACCAUCGGCUGUCCAAGGACCUUUUGAACACGUGGCCCCAUGUCCUAAAGAAAGGAAGGACGUGCCAGCUCGACCUAGCAAGGUCUGCAGGCAGCACUUCGCUGAGAAGGACACGUUCGAUGUGGCAACCGAGAGUCUCAGAAUGUAAAGGAGUCCUAAACCUACGUUGAAGCCCUCUACUUGCCCCUCCAGCUUCAAUUUCGAGGGUUAUGGUGUACAGUAGGAGUUACCGACCAUCAUCAACAUCGCUGACUUCGGAGUCAAGCCAAACGUCGGACUGAGGCGACGUGAGUCAACGGAGCCUGGAUGAUUAUUGUCAGCCAUGAAAAUGUUUUCAUCCUGGAGAUUGUGCAAGAGGAGUUUUACACCAACAGAAAAGAACAGUUAGUACAGCAUGCCAAACAAACCCCUGGUUGCCAGAUUGUUCCUGUGCUGAGGUGGAAAAGAGCUCCACCGGGACCAUAACUAAAGAACUCGAGGCCCAGCUAGAUUGCUCUCACCACCAUCAGUAUACAACCAAGUCCUGCCCCUGUUGGCCACAGAGCUGACAGAGAGUGAGAUGACUGAAGACCAGGAGUCGAUGUAUGAACCUGAGAGCUCAGACACACAAUCAUCACAGUGCGAGCCAAGAGAUGCAAUCGAAGAGUGUGUGCAAGAUCAGAAAUACAUAGUCUUUUGAUAGCAAGCUGAAGGAGUUGUUCAAUGUCUGCCAUGAGCCAGGAUGUCGAGCUGGUGUCAUCAGUUCAUCCCUGAAAAUAAAUGGGUUUUGCCAUCACCAUGGAGACAGUGUUGUGAGCCACAGGAGGAAGUGGGAGUCCCAGACCAGAGUGGGGAAAGUUGUUUGCAGGUAGUGCCAUCGGCAGUCUGUCUUCCUUACUGGUGGCUCCCACUCCACAUUUGUGGAAACAUGUCACCUCCUCAGCCUGGUGCCCAUGUCGCUGCGUCAGUUUGCAAACCAACAGCGCAUCUACAUUGUGCGAGAGGUUAACCACAUGUGGACCCACCACACGUAGGCCAUUCUGGCUACAAUUGGUGACAGUCCACUGAUUGUAUCUGGAGACGCAUGGUGUGAUUUCUCCAGGCCACUCUGCUUCCCACCUGAUCCUCCCCCAUGAGACUGUGCAUGUUACCAAGGUGAAGAAUAGUUACUGUUUGGAGACGGAAGGAUUAGAGAGAUGCCUGCAACACAUUGAGGCCCAUGGAUGCAGUAUUGAAACCUUGGCCACUGACAGGCAUCCAAGUGUGAGGGUGCACUUGAGGGGCUCAUAUCUGGCAUGAGUAUGACCUGUGGCACAUUGCCAAAGGUAUGAGGAAACAGCUGGUGGCCAUCGGGAAGCCAGAGGUACUGCCAUGGGUGAGGGCAUUAACUCACCACUUGUGGUACUGUGCCACCACUGCUGGUUGAAGUGUCCAGGUGCUAAAAGAAAAGUGGAUCAUCACAGGCCACCUCAUCACCAAUGAACACCAGUGGGUCACUGGGAGGCACACUGAACUGCUGUUAAUUGUCAUUUAGAGCAUUUAUUUGCAGAAAAUUACAACUGACCAAAAUAACAAAAAAAUAUGCAGUGUUGUCAGACCUCGAAUAAUGCAAAGAAAGUUCAUAUGAAUUUUUAAACAACCCAAUACUAAUGUUUUAACUUAGGAUGAGAUCAGAAAUCAAUAUUUGGUGGAAUAAUCCUGAUUUUUCAAUCACAACUUUCAUGUGCCUUGGCAUGCCCUCCACCAGUCUUUCACAUUGCUGUUGGAUGGCUUUAUGCCACUCCUGGCACAAUUUCAAGCAGCUCAGGUUUGUUUGAUGGCUUGUGACCAUCCAUCUUCCUCUUGAUCACAUUCCAGAGGUUUUCAAUGGGGUUCAGGUCUGGAGAUUGGGCUGGCUAUGACAGGGUCUUGAUCUGGUGGUCCUCCAUCCACACCUUGAUUGACCUGGCUGUGUGGCAUGGAGCAUUGUCCUGCUGGAAAAACCAAUCCUCAGAGUUGGGGAACAUUGUCAGAGCAGAAGGAAGCAAGUUUUCUUCCAGGACAACCUUGCAUGUGGCUUGAUUCAUGUGUCCUUCACAAAGACAAAUCUGCCUGAUUCCAGCCUUGCUGAAGCACCCCCAGAUCAUCACUGAUCCUCCACCAAAUUUUACAAGCCACAGUGUCUCGCACCCACUGAAAUUUGGUGGCGGAUCAGUGAUGAUCUGAGAGUGCUUCAGCAAGGCUGGAAUCGGGCAGAUUUGUCUUUGUGAAGGCCACAUGAAUCAAGCUACGUACAAUGUUGUCUAUAUACAUAAUGCAUCAGCCUCUAAGGUGCAGGAUGGUAGCCAGUAACUCUAAGUAACCGGGUGGUAGCCAGCCGGGUGGUAGCCAGCUAGUGACAGUGACUACGUUCAGGGCAGGGUACUGGGUGGAGGCUGGCUAGUGAUGGCUAUUUAACAGUCUGAUGGCCUUGAGAUAGAAGCUGUUUUUCAGUCUCUCAGUCCCAGCUUUGAUGCACCUGUACUGACCUCGCCUUCUGGUUGAUAGCAGGGUUAACAGGCCGUGUCUCAGGUGGUUGAUGUCCUUGAUAUUUUUGGCCUUUCUGUGACAAUGGGUGCUGUAGGUGUCCUGGAGGUUGUUGAAGGAUCUCAAAGGUUUUUAAAAAAACGUAUCAACCGUUUCUGUACAUAUGCUGCAAAAUUUGGUCAAAUUAAUGAGCACAUUUUAACCCCUUUUUUGCCUUCCUAUGUGAAUAACUACAACCAAUUGAUUUAAUAAAAUCAGUAAUAUAAUAAUUCUAGUAGCCUAUUUAUUCAUCUCUAGUUAAAUGAAUUAGAUCUUUUAUUUUCUGGGUGAUGAAGUGUGACUGGUGUACUCAAGUGUACAUGCCCUGUACAUUAAAAUACAUAUGCCCAAGAGGAACAUGUUUGGCCAGCAGGGGAUGGUCGCUAAAUUCCAAGUGCCUGCCUUGGACCGCAAUUAUUCAGUGGACAGACAGCAGGUUACAACAGAGGGAGUGCUCAGUUUAAAGCAAGAGUUCUCCAAGGCUGCCAGGGCGUUAGUGGUGAAACCCAUCAAGGAGGAGAAGACAUGGUGUUUCCGGUCUGAGCUCCUACACGGCAUCGUUGACUGCUGUGCCAAUAUGUCAGAUGAAGACAGAGAGAGGAAUUACCUGUGUACCUUAUCUGUCUCUAGGACCAUCCCAGCGGACUCUCCUGAGUGCCCAAAGAGAGAGUGGCGGUCACUUUGGGGGAGCGGACUGGUGUUCCGAAAAUGGAGGAGCAGGCCAUUCGACAGCAAAUUCAAAGAUACACCCAUCCUUGGAGGGAAUUGAAGUGGAAUUGUUUUUUUUUACCAGUUUCAACAGACAUGCUACCUUGUCCCGGACCUGUGGUUUCAACUCUGUUUUUCAGUCUCUCAGUCCCAGCUUUGAUGCAACUGUACUGACCUCGCCUUCUGGAUGGUAGUGGGGUGAACAGGCCGUGGCUGUGUCAAGUAUAUGUAGAUGGGAGGAGUAUUAUGUGCCAGCUGAGCCUAAAUGCUGCUAUUGUGGUGGUGAAUAUACACCUGAAUUUCUGAAGUGUCCUGUGAUGGAGGUGGUAAGAAUAACGGCUGUCCAGAAUGUCACCUAUCCGAAGUUGUUGAGCAGUGAAAGAAAAGAGUGAAGUUGAAGAAAUAAUGGUAGUAGGAGUAGAGACACAAGAUGAUGUUCCUUGUCAACAGAGGGAUCCUGACAUGUAUGUUAAGAAAGUGGACGUUGUAGCGUUUAUUGGUUUGGUUAUCAACUGCACAUCACAAACAGAGAGGAAAUCUAAGAAAAUAGGCAUUUGAGUGUGACUGUCGCUGAAUGUUCCAUCCUCACAGGCACCUGUAGGAAUGCAAUUUGAAUGUAACUGAAGGAGUGGGAUGGUUGUUUGAU
Messenger RNA from Oncorhynchus keta (chum salmon), 5720 nucleotides. RefSeq names its product zinc finger protein 180-like. Bases 134 to 1294 code for a protein of 386 amino acids. Gene Ontology annotation, molecular function: DNA-binding transcription factor activity, RNA polymerase II-specific; RNA polymerase II cis-regulatory region sequence-specific DNA binding. NCBI's taxonomy places the organism in Eukaryota, Metazoa, Chordata, Actinopteri, Salmoniformes, Salmonidae. The transcript is spliced from 5 exons. The record is from RefSeq and is a predicted model, not a curated record. Gene Ontology annotation, biological process: regulation of DNA-templated transcription.